Chroicocephalus ridibundus (black-headed gull) is the source of this 5248-nucleotide messenger RNA. RefSeq names its product leucine rich repeat and sterile alpha motif containing 1 (gene LRSAM1). Bases 2179 to 4332 code for a protein of 717 amino acids. NCBI's taxonomy places the organism in Eukaryota, Metazoa, Chordata, Aves, Charadriiformes, Laridae. The record is from RefSeq and is a predicted model, not a curated record. The transcript has 26 exons. Gene Ontology annotation, molecular function: protein binding.
AGGUCACGUGACCCCCACGAGGGGGGCGGGAGGGGAGGUGUGGUGUCAUGGCGGCGGGGAGCGGUGCCGGGGCCGGUGCGGGCGGUGCUCGGGCCUUCAGGCACAGCACAGCUCCGUCCUGGCUGAUAAAAGAGUAAAGAAGAGGAGGAUCGAGAAAGAUAGCCUUUGGAAGCUGUGUGAGGGGGACGCUGCAGGGGAUCCCUAAAGAGAAGAAGAAGAAGAAUAGUGACAGUAAGGGGAAGGAAGGACUGAGAGGCAGAGCUGGAGCUGGUGAAGAAGAGAGGAGAUUUGUUUCAGGCGUUGAUUGGCAGCGGAGGUCCAGAUCGAGCAGAGCCUGGUUGUUACAGGGGGUGGUACAACUGUUGUGACAGCUCUCCAGCACACAGAGCAAACGUGCUGUGGGAGAGUCAGGUGCAAAGCUGCAGUUCACCUUCUGCCUUCAUCCCGAAUCUUGUCCCGGUGCAUGUUGGGCUGCAAGGCUUGCUGCUACCGCUGCUAUCGCUCGAUAACUCCCUCUCAGUGAGCGGGACCUGCUGCCUGAGAGGUGUCUGGGGACAGCACUGUCUUCCAGGACUAGACGGCAUCUCUGCAGGAGCCCUGCUCAGAUCCAGACACUGGCUUACAGCUCCAUUGCUGUGCUCCUGAGCAUGGUUUUCCAGGGAAAAUAAAAUUUCUCUUUCUUCCAGACCCCUAUCUUGUCUGUUACAGCGCCAUGCCAUAUUUAUGAUGCCCAGAAUGUUUUUAAGAAUUGGGGUUUGAUUUGGGUCCAUCCGUGUUGCUAUUUCGCUUUGGUUACGUUUGUUUGUAAAAUUAGGGUGUUAUUUUUAUUUUAUGCUCAGCAUCCCAACAGCUGCAGACUGUAAAACACACAGUGGCCAUUCCCCUGCCCUUUCUUGCCCUGUUUGUGCGUUGCUGCUGCUCAGGCAGUGCAGGUGCCUGCAAAGAUGAACCUUAGGGACCGCAUCCUCAGGGACGCGCGGUUUGCAGCUCAUGGAUGUUCGCUUACUGCAGGGUGGGUGCCGACCCAGGCACUUACGCAUAGUUCUUUCAAUAACUUAAUAAGUAAAAAAUACAUCAUAUAAAAUAUGGUCACAUGUCAAAGGCCCUUCUCGUUAAUGACUGCUGGGUGCUAGUCUCGCUUAAAAUUGAUGAUGUUCAGCAGAGCACCCAAAGACGAUGUCACAGAGCUUUGUCAACAGCUUUGCUGUUGCAGAGUCGAUGUGUCUUUUCACUGAGGCAAGUUUUGACAUUUAAAGGCUGUUCAAUCCAACUCUCUGAUCUCUUGACCCCUGAUACGAUUCGUUCCCUGCUCAACCGUCUGUCCUUUAGCCUUCAUGUCUUUAUAUAUUUUCUUGGGUGAAAUUUUAAUGAUUUUCCAUUAUCCACACAACUAAUAAAAGGUAUCUAGCUGUAAUAGAGAAAGGGAAGACAAGACAAGGGGAUGCAUAAGUCCUCAGCAGAGAGUUGAACCCGUUCAGCAGAGUUACGGAUACCUUGCUGCAAGCACCCUUGUCCUUCUGGUUUCUUAUCUAUAAAAUUCCUCCCUUUGUUUCUAUGUGUGAUGGCUGACCCUUGCUUAUGGCUCUUGAUUGCUUUCCUGCGUUUCCAAACAUUUCCUGAGAAUGAACUUCCCUUCUUGCCUAGUCUUCUGAACUUUUGCUCUCACCCUGCCUCCUGGCAGGUGUGUGUGAGGGGCAUUUCGGCAGUCUGAACUAGUUAGAAAGACAGCAAAGUGGGAUGGCAGGGAAAGAGCCGUGAAACUGUUAGGGUUUGUUUCUAACGCACAGAGUGAGUUUGUAGCCACCUUCUGCUGCGUCUCGUAGCUUGUUCCAGCAGAGCGGUGAGAGCAGUACAGUGAAACAGGACAUCCUUCCCCCCUUGUUUCUGGAGUGAAAUGAAGGGUAGUUGCUUGGAUGCAUUUAGACUGAAGUUCUAUUUUGAUUUUACACUAAGGAUUUAUCUGCAUAAAGCUCUGUUUAGUUUUUGGCAGAGAUCUCCAUGUGCGAGGAACGUCUCUGGCUGCAUCCUGUUGAGCGCAGUUCUGGAGUCCAGGCUCCCCAGCAAAUGCAUGCUCCCGGAGCCCACUGCCUUUACUUAUGCUGAUCAUUUGUGCCACCGAGACGGAACUAUAGUCAAAACUAAAGAUGCCACUCUUCUUCCGUAAGAAGAAACCCAGCGAUGAUGCUCGGAAGCGCCUUGAAUACCAAAUGUGCCUGGCAAAAGAAGCUGGUGCUGGUGACAUUCUUGACAUAUCCAAAUGUGAACUCUCAGAGGUUCCUUAUGGGGCCUUUGCAACUUGUAAAGUCUUGCAAAAAAAAGGUGCUGAUUAUCCAUACGAAUAAUCUGACAUCUUUAGUUCCAAAGUCCUGCAGCCUCCUGAGUCUCAUAACUGUGAAGGUUCUAGACCUGCACGACAACCAGCUGGCAUCGCUUCCUGCUGAUAUCGGUCAGCUGACAUCUCUUCAGGUCCUAAACCUUGAAAGGAAUCUUUUAAAAUGUCUUCCACAAUCUAUAGGAGACCUUGCCCAGCUCCAGAUGCUCAAUGUGAAAGGUAACAAGCUGAAGGAGCUGCCCACUACUGUGAGUGGCUUGCGGAGUUUGCGCACUCUGGAUAUCAGUGAGAACAUGCUGCAAGAACUGCCGCGGGUGCUGGCUCACGUCCGCACGCUGGAGACGCUGACCCUGGAUGCCUCUUCCAUGAGCUACCCAUCACCUGAUAUUUGCAGCGCAGGUACAGAGUCCAUUCAGCAGUUCCUCUGCAAAGAGUGUGGAAUUGCGUACUACCCUCCCUCGCAGUAUCUGCUCCCCGUGCUGGAGAAUGAUGGAGGAGGAACAUCAGUGGAUGGGGUGGACAGGGCAGUGCACAAGUACUUGGAGGAGGAGAGCGAGUGGCAGAACAAAUUCUUGGAUUAUGAGAAGAGGAAGGAAAAAAAAAUGCAGGAGAAGCUGGAAUUUGAGCGGCGUCUGAACAUGGGGCAAAGAGAACACGCUCUGCUUGUUCAGCAGGUCAACAGUCAGAAGGAUGAGAUGCUACAGACAGUGAGAGAGGACCAGAUGAGGCUGGAGGAGGGUCUGACAAAGCACCAGCGCUAUUUGGAGGAGGAGCGCCUGAAGCUGCUGCAGCAGUUGAAGCAAGCGGAGCAAGGCAUUGCCGGCCGUAUCCAGAAGCUGCUGGAGGACAACCAGAGGCAAAAACAAAGUGCGGACAUUCUGAAAUCCUUGGAGAAUGAGAGAAUAAGGAUGGAACAGCUGAUGGCAAUAACACAGGAGGAGACAGAACAUCUACGCAGAAGGGAAGUGGCCUCUGCCAUGCAGCAAAUGCUGGCUGAGAGCUACAAGAACAAGCUCAUCCAAAUGACCUACGAGUCUCGUCGGCAAGACCUUGUCAACCAGGCCUGCUCCAGCCUGGCUGAGAUGGACCAGAAGUUCCAGCAAAUCCUGGCUUGGCAACAGCUGGAUCAGAACAAAGCUGUCAGUCAGAUCUUGCAGCAGAUUGAGAUGCAGAAGGCUGCCUUUGAAGCUCUCCAAGUGAAGAAGGAUCUUAUGCACAGGCAGAUCAGGAACCAGAUUAAAUUAAUAGAAACAGAGUUAUUGCAGUUGACACAGCUGGAGUUAAAGAGGCAAGAACUGGACACAGAGACGCUGCAGGGGGUGAUCAUGGAGCAACGCCAAGCGCUCGGCUACCUGCUGCAGCAGCUGCUCAAAGAAAAGAAGCAAAGGGAAGAAGAACUGCAACAAAUACUGCUGGAAAUGGAGGCAAAGAGCGAAACCAAACAGGAGAACUACUGGCUGAUCCAGUACCAACGCCUGCUGAACCAGAAGCCCCUCUCACUGAAACUCCAGGAGGAGGGCUUGGAGAGGCAGCUGGUGAACCUUUUAAUCGAGCUGUCUGCGGAACGGUACAUGCCAGUCUUUGCGCACCAUCGAAUAUCCUUGCAAGCGCUCAGCACCAUGACUGCCAGUGACCUGGAAAAGAUCGGCGUGGCGGAGGCUGGCCUGCAGCGAGCCAUCCUCAAGCGAGCCCAGGAGAUCCUGGCUGUGGCCAAGACGAUCCCAGAGCUGCUGAGGACGGUGGAUGCCGAGGUCCCUGCAGCUCCAGAGCCCAGCGCUCCCUUCGAGGAGCCCCCGAGCCCUGUGGUCCCGACGGCUCCCCCGCUGCAGUGGGACGAGAAGAAGUCAGAGUGCGUUGUCUGCAUGGAGCAGGAGACCCAAAUGAUUUUCCUGCCCUGUGGCCACGUCUGCUGCUGCCAGACCUGCUGUGAGCGGCUGCACACUUGUCCCCUGUGCCGCAAGGACAUCACCCAGCGCAUCCGCAUCUUCUACAGCAGCUAGGCAGGGCAGAGGAGGGCAAGGCUGCCCGGCACCGCCUCCGUCACCCCUUCCCCGGUGGUGCUCCUCUUCUGCUCCGUGUCAGUAUUAGAGAGACACUCGCACAGCAUGACCAGCACCGCCCUCCCCGUGCACGGCCCCAGGCUGGCUGCCGGCUGCACCCAGGAGUCUCAGCAUCCUCCGUAUUCCCCGAUGGCUUCUCACCCUCCGCCUCGGGUUCCUUCUUCAUCUGCGUCCCCUCCUCCUGCCUGCCCGCCCAGCGGCCUCUUGCCUGGGAGCACUGGGUGAUGGAACUGGGUGCAAUUCUGCCCCUUCCUCUCUGGCUGAUGUAUUUGCCUUCAGAAACGCCUCUCGCUCAGCGGGGACGCAGUUAGUGCCAUCUCUGAAGCCACCGUGAUCUUGCAGCUCCCCCGCUGUAGCCGGGGCAGUGCCGUGCUCCUGCGUCGAGCGCUGCUGCCCGGAGGUGGGUGAAUAUCCCGUGGGAGGACUCGGAUAGGGGCGUGCGAUGCUCUGGGGUUGCUGACGGGACCGUGUGUGACACCAAAGGUCUGGGGUUUCCGCUCUGGUGACGCAGGGGAGCGUCUCUGGGACGCUGGUGGGCUGCAGCCACGGGCAGCGGGUGCCAGGGCAGAGCGAGGGGCUCCCCGACCCCUCAUUCGUCCUCCUGUUGUAGGGGAGAGUCUGCAACGGCCCCAGGUCCAGGACUCGAGGGACCCGCUCUGGCCAGAGGAGCCCAGCGGGAUCCCUCCCCCAGGGCCCCCAGGCUGUGAGCGGGAAGCGGGGCCGCUGCCCGGCAGCCGGCGCGAGUCCCGCGGGGAGCCGUGGGGGCUGGGGCUGUGCCCGGUGCCGCUCUGCAUGGCCUCUGCGCGUUGGCGUGCGGGUUGUUCCCCAGUGUCAUUAAUAAAUAACAUCCCAGUCA